Messenger RNA from Musa acuminata AAA Group (dessert banana), 2249 nucleotides. RefSeq lists its product as uncharacterized. Gene Ontology annotation, biological process: regulation of transcription by RNA polymerase II. Bases 612 to 1970 code for a protein of 452 amino acids. Lineage: Eukaryota; Viridiplantae; Streptophyta; Magnoliopsida; Zingiberales; Musaceae. Gene Ontology annotation, cellular component: piccolo histone acetyltransferase complex; NuA4 histone acetyltransferase complex. The record is from RefSeq and is a predicted model, not a curated record. The transcript has 13 exons.
AAGAAAGAAAAAAAAAAAAACCUCCGCCCCCUCCCAUUUCUUUUUAGUAUUUUAAUUUCACCAAUUUUUUUAACCCUAGAAGCCGUGAAGCUCUACGAAUCGGAACCCUUAAUUCGCCCGGAAUUCUCCAAAUCUUCCUUCUUCUUCUUCUUCUUCUUCUUCUUCUUCGGCGCGGUCUCCAAUCCUGUCGUCGUCCCGCUUGAUCCUGUGCCCUAAAUCUCCCCAAACGAGCAGCGACUUCGAUCCGAAUUGUGGUUUCUCAAUCCGCUCUGCCGGCCCUGGAGGUCCCGCUUCGAAGCCAGGAGUGGAGGUUUCUCGGGAUUGGGGCGCCUCAGUGUUGUUUUCUCAACUUUGGCUGGCACCUGCGAGCAAGAGUUUUGUUUGUGAACUCCGUUUCUGCUGGUGUCUGGUCUAAGCUGCUGCAACUGUGUCAUUGUGAAUGGCGAGCCCUAGUUCUCGCAAGGAUAAUACAGGAACGGGUCUGUGAUCUGAACUGAAUCAUUGCAUCUGACUUGAAACAAGUAAUUGGGUUACCGUCAUCAGUUCUGCUGUGCUGGAGGUGGCGGCGGCAACAGCGUGAGCUGGGAAAUGAGGUUGGCAAGGGAAGAGAGAUGACUAGGCUUUCGUUCAGGCCUCGGCCACUUGACAUUCACAAGAAGCUCCCCAUUGUCAAAUCCAUUAAAGAAUUUGAGGAAGAUGAGACACUUGUCACAGCUGCAUCCACCCGCAACUCACAGCUGCUCUGGACUGCAGCUGAGAAUGAGAAUGAGGUGCAUCAAACUCGUAACAAGGCAAGUUCUCAAGAAAUACCUACCCCCCAAUUCAUUGUUGUGGACACAUACGAACGAGACUAUGCUUGCACCUUCACACAAACCACAUCAUAUAUACGUGGAAGAGGAGCUCGGGCUGAGAUUGGUGAAUUUGUUGAAUAUGACCUGGAUAAUGAAGAUGAUGAAUGGCUUGAAGAGUUCAACCAUGAUAAGAUGACUCUUACACCUGAAAAAUGUGAGACCAUUUUGUUCAAGUUGGAGGUUAUGGAUUAUAAAGCUCGAGAACGAGCAGGAGUCAUAACACCUACUUUUGGAUCACCGAUUCCUGUUCUUUUACAACUUGAUGCAGCAGCAGAGGCUUUACAAUUCCUAUCUGUACGAUAUCCGGUAUUCCAGUCUGUAUAUAGCUAUUGGAAAGCAAAGAGAGAAUGGUGGCAAAAACCUAUAUUGCGGCGCUUGCAGCCUCCUCCACCAGUUAAUGAUACAAAUCCUUAUAAUGUAUUCAGACCGAGGGAAAAGGCACACCGUCUUCACAUGAGAAGGAUGCAAAGGAGGGAAAACAAUGUGCAGUCAUUUGAAAAACUUCGCCAGGUCAGGCAUAACUUGGACCAGGCAAAGAAAGUGCUAAGAUCUUUGAUUAAGAGAGAAGAAAAGAAGCGGGAGAUUGUUGAGUGCAAGGUCAAAAUUCAAAGAAUCCAGAUUAAGUAUAAGCAUGAGGCAUAUCUCAUUGAAGAUGGAUUCCCAAGCUUCCAACAACUUUCAAGCAAAUUUACAUCAAGUGAAGAGGUUUAUGUUGAUUCAGAUGACACAAUUAAUGGUCAUCAGGAUGUUAUCUCUGCCACUGUCCAUCCAAAGUUUGCAGAUUUCAAACUUGUUGCAGUCCCUACAGUACGAAUGAAACGGGAGCUGAAGCAGAGGACUCUGUCAAAUGGGCGGACAAGAAAGAGGGACUUGUAUGAGCCAGUCAUGCUGUUCACCGAAUCUCUGGAUCCAGACAAGCUUGCUGUUGCAGGCAUUGUGCCACCAGUACUACCUGCUGAGGAUAGCUCAGUUGCACCACCAUACCAAUUCCAUGGUCGGAUUGGUCGUGGAGGGCGCAUCAUCUUUGAUCGAUGGAACCCUCUUUUUGCAGUUCCAAUUGGCCAGGAGAGCUCACUCUAUCUACCACCAAAUCCAGUGCCUCCCUCACCGAUUGGCUGAACACUUGCACUGCAGAAGGCUAUUGGCUGAUGACUCAUGUGGAGGAGCAGGAGCUUGUUGAAGCUGAGCAUGUUCAAUUGCUAGUUAAUGUACAAUUAUUUACUAAUUUCCAAAUUGAAAGCCAGUGCGUUAUUUUCCUCGUAUCUCGUCUCAUUUUUUGAUCCGUAAGUGUGCAAUCCGAUGCCAUAUUGCUAUUUAGUUUAUUGCUGAUGAAUAUUUGCCUUGUAAUUUUCCUCAACUUUAUGGCUAGAACGACUAUGUGCUUUGUUUGUGGCUAAA